Eimeria mitis is the source of this 3750-nucleotide messenger RNA. Its product is annotated as Ca2+-ATPase, putative. NCBI's taxonomy places the organism in Eukaryota, Apicomplexa, Conoidasida, Eucoccidiorida, Eimeriidae. Gene Ontology annotation, molecular function: ATP hydrolysis activity; ATP binding; P-type calcium transporter activity. The record is from RefSeq and is a predicted model, not a curated record. Gene Ontology annotation, cellular component: intracellular membrane-bounded organelle; membrane.
AUGAGCGAUGCAGACGAAGGCUCACUGACAGCAGCAUGCAGCGUCACGGGGAUGUUUGUGCUGCCGCUGGUGAUAUGGCUAGCAGAUGAACAGCCGGCUUUGAUAGCUGUAUCUCAGCUGGCUUCGUUUGACAAGCAGGCAUGGCUUACUUUAGGGUGUUGGGUGACGGCGGGCACUAUUCCCUUUUUCAAGAGUUUAGCGACCAACACACUCAUGAAGACCUCCGGCGCCCAGGUUUGGCGCAUCAGCGAACUGGCCUCCGUAACGGCUAUCUUCAUCUGUUCUUUGCAGAUGUGUGGUGCCGUAGGAGUGGUCCUUUGGGGAGGAAUGGCUUUGUUGUUAAUGGGGAGGCUGUGCUGCGCAGUGGACAGCUACCAGGAGAGGAGAGAAGCAGACCCGCGACUGAGUCGCACGUAUUACUCUCGCCGCCUCAGCAGCCGCAGAGACUCUUCUAUGGAGGAAUCCUUAGCCGUCAUUGAGGAAGGCCUUCUGGAUCACAUGUCUGCUGAACAAGCAAACGAUAUCACGACCAAACUAACUGGCCUUGUCAAGGCGUACGUCACUCGCACACAAUGCGAAGACCUCACCCUUCUCAAGAACAUGGGUGGAGGAGACGGCAUCGCUCACAUGUUGCACGUCCCCCGGACCAUUGGUCUUUCAGAUCCUGAAGAUAUUGAACAGCGGCGCAAGUUAUUUGGGGUGAACCGCCUUCCCUCCCGUGCCUCCGCUUCUUUCCUAUCCCUUUGUAUUGACGCUGCUUCUGACAAUACCCUGCAGAUUCUCAUGGUCUGCGGUCUGGCCUCCAUCAUCCUCUCCCAACUCUUUGGCGAAAACCCUCAAGUUGAAUGGAUGGAAGGGGCUGCGAUUUGGGUGGCCGUGUUGGUGGUUGUCCUAGUGACAGCAGGCAAUGACUGGCUUAAAGAGCAGCAGUUCCGUCAGCUCUCUGCAGUUAAAGACGACAAGAAUUGCACAGUGUUACGGGAUGGCUGCCCUACACAAGUUUCCGUGUUCGACCUCGUGCUGGGCGACCUGCUGCAGUUUGAAGCGGGAGACGAGCUACCAGCAGACUGCGUGGUGAUUUCCUGUCGUGGGCUGCGGAUGGACGAGUCCUCCUUGACAGGAGAAUCUGAAAUGAUCAAAAAAGACACCUACGAAGACUGCAUGGCGCAGCUUGUAGACGGCAACGCACGCAGCCCCAGGUCGAUGCAACACCACUUCAUUUCCUCUCCCGUUGUUCUCUCCGGGACAACUGUAAACAGCGGAAGCGGUACUGCUAUCGUCAUAGCGGUUGGUCCACAUUCGCAAGCAGGGCAGCUGUACCAGAAGCUUUCCUUCGACACAGAAGCAACGCCUCUCCAGCUCAAGUUGAAUGCGCUUGCUGGAGAUAUAGGCAAUUUUGGGCUCAUAUGCUCCAUUAUUGCAUUUUUCGUCCUUGUGUUGGAGUAUUGGAUUAUUUAUGCAUACACGGAAAUCGAUCAGCGGCCGCCGCUCCUGGGUAUCGUCAGCAGCCAUGUGCACUUCUUUGUCACCGCCAUAACGGUGCUCAUAUCCUUGGCGUAUUCCAUUGGGCAAAUGCUUGCCGACCAGAACUACGUACGGCGUCUGGGGGCGUGCGAGACCAUGGGUUCUGCCAACGAAGUGUGUUCAGACAAGACAGGGACUCUUACAAGAAAUCAAAUGAGCGCCGUGGAGUUUUGGGAUGGAGCCGAAACCGUCCGCAUUCCCUCUGCCUCUUUUGCAGGUCCAGAAACAACGGGUGUGCCAGGUUUCAACAAAAGAACAGAAAAGUGGGAGCUCGUCUCCGAAAGUAUUGCUUUGAAUUCAACAGCAUACCUCGAAAAAAUGGAGACGAUGACGCUGAACAACGGCCAGGAAACAGCUCGCUACACUGUGAAGUAUGUGGGAUCUGCAACGGAAUGUGCCCUACUAGAAUACAAUGACUUCAUCUGCGGGGCAGAUUACGCAGAAACACGGCGGGUUAAAGGAUCUGAUCUCCUCAUCGCCCACCGGGAAGAAUUUUCUAGCGACCGAAAGAUGAUGACGACGGUGGUUUACCGAGAGGGGUGUGGAGAGUCGCAGGUGCGGGUCUACGUAAAGGGCGCCGCGGAAAGGGUUCUCCAGUUGUGCAACGGCGUGAUGACUGCCGACGGCCAGAUUCAAAAGUUGCAUCAGGAACAGAAGAAGGAUAUUGAAGACCGCGUCAUCGGGAUGGCCCGUGAGGCCCUCCGGACAAUUUGCAUUGCGUAUCGCGAAUUCAGCACAGACGCGGUGCCCAACUGGAAGGAGAAGCAGCCUGCCCCGAAGCAGUUGUUUUUAGUUGCCGAACAAGACCUUAUUUGUUUAGGCAUAUUCGGCAUCCAGGAUCCCGUGCGAGACGAAGUGCCCGGAGCCGUGGAGAGGUGCCACCAAGCAGGCAUCAACGUGAGGAUGGUGACGGGCGAUAAUCUGAUUACCGCAAAAGCCAUCGCAAAGAAAUGUCACAUCUUCAACGAAGAAAGAGGAGACCUGGCAAUGUUGGGACCCGACUUUACGCAGCUCGUUGGCGGCGUCGUCUGCCAGACAUGCCGAACGGUCACCUGCGGCUGCGCCACGGAUGCGAAGACAGCAGAGGCCGAGGGAAAGAACCUCCGGGUGGAUGUUAUCGGGAACAUGGAUGCCUUUGAGCGCAUUUGGAAGCGACUUCAAGUGCUGGCUAGAUCGCAACCGUCCGACAAAUACGUCCUCGUCACAGCCUUGAAACAACUAGGCCAGGUUGUCGCUGUCACGGGCGACGGCACCAACGAUGCACCGGCACUGAAGAAAGCAGACGUCGGACUGGCUAUGGGCAUUACCGGCAAAGAAGUGGCGAAGCAGGCGGCCGAUAUCGUCAUGUUAGACGAUAACUUUCAGUGCAUUGUGCAGGCUGUGAAGUGGGGACGGAAUGUCUAUAGCAAUAUCCGGCGCUUUCUGCAGUUCCAACUCACCGUUAAUGUGGUGGCUGUGAUCACCACAAUUGUCUGCGCAGCUGUACUGCGAGAUUCGCCCUUAACAGCUGUUCAGAUGCUAUGGGUCAAUCUCAUAAUGGACAGCUUCGCCUCGCUGGCCCUCGCUACGGAGCUGCCAACGCCCGAUCUUCUAAAGGAGAAACCGCAUCACCGCCACCAGUCGCUCAUCUCGCGGUCUAUGGCACUCACCAUCACAACUUCUGCGGUGUACCAACUCGUCGUCAUGAUGGUUCUCAUCUUCUUCGGAGACUACUUUCUACCGGAAAAAGAGUGGGGGUACCUCUUGCCGGCAGACCGAUCAAAUAAUGACUUCUGUGAAUUCUCAGACUGCGAUCCAGCGACAGGGCCUCACGUUGGAGCAGUGGUUCUUGAGCAUUUUGAUUGGCUUCGUUGGCUUACUGUUCGCACGCAUCCCCUCACGUUGGAGCAGUGGUUCUUGAGCAUUUUGAUUGGCUUCGUUGGCUUACUGUUCGCACGCAUCCCACAGUGUUUUCCGCGGAUUACUCGGAUUUUUCCAGAGUUUGGAAUGAGAGAAGAGGAUAUUACAGAGAAGACUUCCCUCGCCCUGGGUCUUCGGGGUCGAUCGCCAUCUCGCAUGAACGACCGCUGCAUGAUCAGCACUCUGGCUGUUGCUAAGAAGUACGCAAGACGCGCCAAAGUCCUGACAAUAAGCAGAAUGAAGGCACGGAGGGGCGCACCCCAAGCCGAGCAACCAACGGGUACAGCGGUCACCGACGCCUACCUGCCGGUGCAGGUGGCUGCUUGA